UGGAUCUAUACGUUAUUCCUCGCAAUAGAUGCUUGCUUCCACUUGAAGAACAAGGACAAGAAGAUUGAUGAUCCGGAGCUGGGAAGUGGAUGGGGAUACUUCGUAGAGGAAGAGCCCUACAUGCAGCACCUCAAGUCGUAUGUCGAGGUCGAGGAGGUAGGCCUUCAAUGCGAUUCGACCUUUAAUGCAAUCAAACACAUGAAUACGGUAAACUCGAAGCCUGGUGUCAUGUCCGUCAGCGGUGUUGGCGCCGUGAAGUGCGCAAGACACGCGUUCGUCCGGCCCAAUGGUGUCGCUGACCUACAAAAGGGCGAGAAGUACGUGAACAUGGACUAUUUAUUCUGGUCAUCCCUUCUUCUACUCGGAUGCAUGCUUCCUAUCGCCGUCAGUUAUGACAUCGGGUGCCAAUGGAAACAAAAUCUCUGGAAACGACACGCAUCCCUUCUGGUUGGGUUCUCGGUCCUCUCUGCACUAGGCAUACGGUUCUUCAUUCCGAACCUUCAUAUCCGCGACCACAAGCUGAAAUGCCGGACUGAGAUGUAUUUCCUCCUUCACGAGUAUACAGGUUUCACGCAUGGAGAGACGAUAGAGCAGGAGUGGGCUCAUAUUGGUGGUGUCGCUACGAUGACGCGGGACAUGGGUCCGGCUGCGCGUCACUACACGCUGAACGACCACUGGAGUUUCUGGAACUUCAGGAAAGUCGUCGCUUUGGGUAAGACGACAGCCCAGAGAUUCAAGACAUUGAUAUUAAUACUAAGUAAUUACAGGUGUUUUUCUGUACAAAUCUUUGGUGUCUGCGAUGCAAGAGCGUACCCGACACCAGAGAAUCUACGAACGAUAUACCGCCCGGUUCAGCCCGGUUCUUAUUUGUCAAUGGGAGGAUAUGAUCCGUAA
Molecule: messenger RNA, 894 nt
Organism: Punctularia strigosozonata HHB-11173 SS5
Lineage: Eukaryota; Fungi; Basidiomycota; Agaricomycetes; Corticiales; Punctulariaceae
Exons: 3
Source: RefSeq, a predicted model, not a curated record